Molecule: messenger RNA, 4540 nt
Organism: Schistosoma rodhaini
Lineage: Eukaryota; Metazoa; Platyhelminthes; Trematoda; Strigeidida; Schistosomatidae
Source: the annotation of a GenBank genome assembly
UUAAAAAGUUGUUGUAUAGCGACCUUGUUUGAGGAGGUUGUUCAAUUCAACCUGGCAAGUGUAAGCCUGCGGCUUGCCUUGGGUCGUCUUUUGUCUAUAAGUUACUCGGGGUUGUGUUGUACCAGGGUUGUACCAGAAAUCUAUCCCUGCAUACUUAGACAUACUUUUCAUUUCAUGCCACAGAAAUCAAUCUUAUCAUUCUUCUCCGGGAGCGAGAAAAAAGAAACUGAGAGAACAAAUAAGGAAAAGAUAAUUGGUUCGAAACCGCCUAACAAUACUUCACAUAAAAACAUAAAGCGCAGACGCAUCAUAGUCGAAAGUGAUGAUUCAUUAACCGAAACGCCCAAUAAAAGCAGUGAAUGUGUUCAUAAUGACGUUAAUUUUGAAGAAAGUGAUGUAGAAAUCCCCUCUAAAUUACCUGAUUCGGUACAUCAGCAACCAAUAAGAAGUCCUACAAGUGAGGAUAAAUUGUUAGAGAAUGUGACUGAUACAAGAAUUAAAGACGAAUUCAAGAACUUAAGUGAGUCUAACUUAGUCCGUUUACAGUGUGCGGAAACUGAAGCAAGUAAUAUUCUAAGCACAUCGAAUGAUAAUGAAAAGUCGUCACGGAGUCCUGAAAAACUAGUUACCUGUUACGACCCCAGCAAAGCGGAUUAUCACCCCAUCCACGAUUGUAAUUGGCGAGAAGGUGAAAGUGUCCCUUAUUUGUCGUUGGCGAGAACAUUCGAGUGUAUUGAGGCCACAUCUGGCAGAAUCAAACUAACAGAAAUACUGUGCAAUUUUUUUCGCUCAGUCGGUUUGUUGUCUUCGUUUGAUUUAACAAGUUGCGUUUACCUUUGCCUCAACCGACUGGGGCCCGCAUAUGAAGGGAUGGAACUAGGCGUGGGGGAAACAAUCCUAUUAAAGGCUUUGGCUGCAACUACAGGUGUUGGGAUUGAACAUAUGCGUUCCAGUUUAAAACAACAUGGUGAUCUCGGUGCUGUCGCCGAAACUAUCAGAUCACGUCAGAAAAUCCUGUCAGCUCCAAAACCAUUGACCAUUUCAUCAGUAUUUUCUAAAUUGAAAGAUAUUGCUUCAAUGUCUGGAAAUUCAGCUCAAAACAAAAAAAUGGAAAUCAUUCGCUCGCUUCUAGUGGCCUGUCGAGAAUCUGAAACGAAAUAUAUUAUACGCAGUUUAUCAGGAAAAUUGCGUAUUGGCUUAGCUGAACAAACUGUGCUUACAGCUCUUGGUCAGGCUGUAGCUAUGACGCCAUUCCAUUUUAAAGUUAGUGAUAAAAGCACGCGAAUAAUUAAUGCUUCUAAUGGUAUGUCUGGUGAGCAGUGGAAAGUUACAAUGGAUAUUGCGGUUGCGAAUGUUAAAAGGGCGUAUUGCGUUUGUCCAGACUACAGCCGUCUUAUAAAAGCUCUUUUAACAAAAAGCCAUGAGUCCCUGGAUCAAAUUUGCACAAUCACUCCAGGUAUUCCUCUAAAACCAAUGUUAGCUUCUCCUACACAUGGAAUAUAUGAAAUUUUAAAGAGGUUUGAAGAAUGUGAUUUCACUUGUGAAUAUAAAUAUGAUGGUGAAAGGGCUCAAAUUCAUAUUCUCCCUUCAGGUGCAAGUCACGUGUAUUCACGUAAUCAAGAAGAUAAUACCACAAAAUAUCCUGAUAUCGUAAAUAAUCUGAUGUCUAGGGUUCUGCCAGAGUCUAAACUAACGCCUCAUGCAAUUGAGCUACUCAGUGAAAUUGUUAAAGAUAAUAAAAUACAAGUUCAAUCAAAUAGUAUAGUUGGAAACAAACUGGAGAGUUGUAUCAUUGACUCGGAAGUUGUAGCUUGGGAUCGUUUAGCUGGACAUAUUUUACCAUUCCAAGUCCUAUCAACGCGAAAGCGUAAAGAUGUCGAUGAAUCUACACUGAAAGUACAAAUAUGCAUCUAUGUAUUUGAUAUACUGUUUAUAAAUGGUAUAUCUUUAAUUGAACAACCGUUACGCAUACGUCGAGAGAUACUUAGAGAAGUAUUUCCGCGCAUUUCUGGAGAGUUCAUGAUGGCAACCUCUCUUGAUUCAUCUGAUACAGAUGAGAUCGCGACUUUUCUUGACGAAGCAAUCAAAGGUAACUGUGAAGGUUUAAUGAUAAAAACACUAGAUCGUAAUUCUACCUACGAAAUCGCAAAACGAUCCCAUAGCUGGUUAAAAUUGAAAAAAGACUAUUUAGAAGGUGUUGGUGAUACAUUGGAUUUGGUGGUAAUAGGUGGAUUUUAUGGAACUGGUAAACGUGCUGGUCGUUACGGUGGUUACUUACUGGCAUGCUAUGAUCCAGAUACAGAAGAAUACCAGACAAUAUGCAAAAUUGGUACAGGAAUGAAGGAUGAUGAAUUGGCUUCAUUUUCGGAGUUUUUCAAAAACCAUGCAACUGACAAAGCAAAACCUUAUUAUCAAUACACAAUAAGUUUAAUUCCAGAUCAAUGGUUUGAGCCUGUUCAAGUUUGGGAAGUGAAGGCAGCCGAUUUGAGUAUAUCACCUGGACACAAAGCCGCUGCUGGUUUAGCGGAUCCACAAAAAGGCAUUUCACUGAGAUUUCCAAGGUUCGUUCGGAUUCGAGAUGACAAAAAGCCCGAAGACGCAACAACAGCCCAACAAGUUUAUGAACUUUAUCAAAAUCAAGAGCAGAUAAAGAAUCAGCAUGGCAAAAAACAAACAGGAAACAAUGAUGAUGAAGAUAUGUAUUGAAUUCAUAAUCAUUAUUAUGGAAACACGCACCACCAUCUAAGAUAUUAUUUGUAAAAUAUUAUUUAUAAAAAUGAUAAAUUAAAAUACAAAAUACAUCAUUUUGUAACACCCAUCACAAGCAUCUUAAGUUUUAAAUUUAUUUCAAAGUACACUUCGUACACAACGAGGGUCACAGGAGUUUGGGAAGCGAUCGUAAUCGUUCCAAGUCGAGAAUUGGACCGUUUAUAACGUUGGGCUCAUAAUCAAAAAUGUGUGAGUAUUCAGAUACUGUUAAAGUUGGUUGUAUUGAAGUAUCUUUUUCUGAUGAACAACCAGACAAGGUAGACAGAUACUUAGUGUCACGGUUGCAUAUUUCAGCAUGUUGUGUCAUUUGUAAUUUAUCUAGACCCAACUCAUUCAUUAUAUUUGGGAGCGACUCUCCAGUUGUAAGGUCAGGUGAUUUUGGAUCUUUAGACACAAACGGAGUGAAAGAUGACGGGUCACUCAAUGGAGUACACACAGAAUCAUCCCUUCGGUCGUUAAAACAAGUAUAGUUAUGUAAUGCUUUUUCGUGGUUAGCGGUCGGAGUACUACUUGCUACUGGCGCAGUACUUUGUUUACAUUUAUUAUCUCCACAACAUUCAAUUAUACCAUGUCGCUUCAUAUAAUCCAGUGUCGCUAAGCUGUAGUCGACUACUGUAGAACUAUCUGUAUCCACUGUUCCGCUAUCAACAGCUUUGUUACCCAAAUAUUUAUUUACUAAAGAAGAUAAGUAAAUACUUUGAUCGGUGUCGCCUACACAUCCACUAUUAAGAAAGUUUUCGUUUCUCUUCUUCACUUUCACUAAAUGUAUAUCUUGAAUAGAUUCUGGAACAGCUAAUUCCUGGUUCACAUUAAGCUGGUUCGUUGAAUGACUGGGAUCAACGUAUGUACCAGUGUCAGCUCUAAAAAAAGAUAAUGAAAGUAUGGUAUCAAAAAGAAUGGUUAGGAACAUAUUUCACAAAGGUUAGCAAACGACUGGUGUGCAUUUACAUCUGGUCCACUGUACUGACUGACAGCCAUUUCCACAUGUGUUCCAUUGAGUUUUUAAUACGGAACAGGACCAAUAGUGCAAUAACUUAUGGUAUAAGGUAAAAACUGAGGAACGAAAUAAAGUUUAGUAACUCCUUUGCUGUUUGAUAAAUGGACGACUCAGCAAUACCAACCAUCUGAUAAACUUCCAGUAAAAAUUGCAUCCGUAUUCACAUAACUUUCUUUGAAUCUCUUCUUUCGUGAGUCGCUUACUUACUCGGUUCGAAUUGUUGCACAACCCUUGUAAAAACUAGAAUCUUCCUUUUUAACUACAUACUAUUGAGAGAGAUUGUCAACUUUCACACGUAAUAUCAGUAUCUCUUCUUUUCUGAAUUAUCUAUAUCAAUUUUCCCGCGUAUCGUUUUCAGUGAGAAACAUAUUUCCUUUACCUUUUUUAUCUUCGGAUCUUUAGUUGUAAAGAAGCAAUAACAAUGAAAACAAACAUUUUACUGAUUACUUUGAUGGGGAAAUUAGAUGAGCAUUCUGGCACGAUACAUGACUCAUAUAUAAAUAAGAAGCUGGUCAUUACUUGGAAAAACGUGAAGGUCUAAUGCAUUUAAUAAUAGAUCUAACUUUUUUUUUGUCAAAUAACGUCUACUAUUAUCUGAUUCUUAUAGCUUCUUACUCAGAUAACUGUGCCAAAUCAGAGAAAUGCCACGAGUGGUUUGUCGCUACCAUUGUCUAAUUUCAGUUUACGUAGUAGUUAUGAUACUGGAUUGAUUUUCUUCAUAUGCGAAGAAAUACUUCGAAAAAUAACUUACCUUUUACAAUUACUAUCAGUUAA